AUGUUCGGCGGCUGCACGCCCGAGGCUCUUCACGGCGAUACGCACGUGUUCGACACGGAGCAAGGAACGUGGAGGCAGCUGAGCUUGCCCGAGGAGGGCGCACCUGCGCGCCGAGCAGGCCAUUCGAUAGUGGCCCUCGCCGACGCGCGUACCUUGGCCCUGUUUGGUGGCGAGACCGUGCGACCGGACAAGCUCGUCGACAUGGCCACGCUCAAUGACCUCCACCUCCUCCAGCUUUCGAGCUAG
Molecule: messenger RNA, 246 nt
Organism: Acanthamoeba castellanii str. Neff
Lineage: Eukaryota; Discosea; Longamoebia; Acanthamoebidae
Exons: 3
Coding region: 1-246 (81 amino acids)
Molecular function (GO): protein binding
Source: RefSeq, a predicted model, not a curated record